GACAAGCUGCCUGCCAACCCCCUCCCUUGAGAAAUGGCCUUGCCCGGGAAUGCCCACCACAUAUACCCUCUUCUUUUUUCUAGUCAAACUCUGUUUACUCCUUGGCCUGCCUCCCUCCUUCCUCCCCUCUCAACCUUUACUUCUGAUUUCUAUUUCAUGGAAUUUGGGAUUGAAGUUAUACAACAGUGCCGCCAACACCAAGUCUUGCAGGAAAAAAAUACAAAGAAAUUUAACAAAAAAAAUAUAUUAAUAAAAAAGUUCAAAAAAGGGGGGGGAUUGUCAUCUCCUUUGGGGUGCGAUGGCUGCAAACCCAAACUCUCCGAGGCUCUCAGGGUGGUGAGAGGUAGAAGGAAGCCUCUUGGGGAACCGCGGCCCAGCUUAUUGCCUAGCUGUCCUAGCUGGAUGGUGGUGCCCUUGCUGAAGCUUCAGGACCUAAUCGAGGAGAUUCGCAGAGCCAAGACUCAGGCCCAGGAGCGGGAGGUGAUCCAAAAGGAAUGCGCCCACAUCCGGGCCUCCUUCCGAGAUGGGGACCCUCUGCAGAGGCACCGCCAGCUGGCCAAACUGCUCUAUGUCCACAUGUUGGGCUACCCUGCCCACUUUGGACAGAUGGAAUGCCUGAAACUGAUUGCAUCCCCCAGAUUCACAGACAAGAGGGUAGGCUACCUGGGGGCCAUGCUUCUAUUGGAUGAGAGGCACGAUGCCCACCUGCUCAUUACCAACAGCAUCAAGAAUGACUUGAGUCAGGGGAUUCAGCCGGUACAAGGCCUGGCUUUGUGCACUCUGAGCACCAUGGGUUCUGCUGAGAUGUGCCGGGACCUGGCCACCGAGGUGGAGAAGCUGCUCCUGCAGCCCAGCCCCUAUGUGCGCAAGAAGGCUAUUCCUACUGCGGUACACAUGAUCCGGAAGGUCCCUGAGCUCUCUGACAUCUUCCUCCCACCUUGUGCCAAACUGCUUCAUGAGCGCCACCAUGGCAUCCUGCUGGGCACCAUCACGCUGAUCAUGGAGCUCUGCGAACGAAACCCUGCAGCCCUCAGGCAUUUUCGUAAGGUAGUACCCCAGCUGGUGCAGAUCCUCCGGAUGCUGGUGACAACAGGAUACUCCACAGAGCACAGCAUAUCUGGAGUCAGUGACCCCUUCCUGCAGGUCCAGAUCCUUCGUCUGCUUCGGAUCCUGGGCCGGAACCAUGAGGAAAGCAGUGAGACCAUGAAUGACUUGCUAGCACAGGUAGCCACCAACACAGACACCAGUCGAAAUGCAGGCAACGCGGUCCUAUUUGAGACAGUGCUUACCAUCAUGGACAUCCGCUCUGCAGCCGGCCUACGGGUUCUAGCUGUCAACAUUCUUGGCCGCUUCCUGCUCAACAGUGAUAAGAACAUUAGGUAUGUAGCCCUGACGUCCUUACUACGCCUGGUGCAGUCUGAUCACAAUGCUGUGCAGCGGCAUCGGCCCACUGUGGUGGAAUGUCUGCGAGAAACUGAUGCCUCCCUCAGCCGGAGAGCCCUGGAACUGAGCCUGGCUCUGGUGAAUAGCUCCAAUGUGCGAGCCAUGACACAGGAGUUGCAGGCCUUUCUGGAGUCCAGCCCCCUCGAUUUACGGGCUGAUUGUGCCUCAGGCAUCCUGCUGGCUGCAGAGAGGUUUGCUCCAACCAAGCGAUGGCACAUAGACACCAUCCUUCACGUGCUGAUAACGGCAGGAGCCCAUGUGCGGGAUGAUGCAGUGGCCAACCUGACGCAGUUGAUUGGGGGUGCCCAGGAGCUACAUGCCUACUCUGUGUGCCGACUCUAUAGUGCCCUGGCAGAAGACAUCUCCCAGCAGCCACUGGUGCAAGUGGCAGCCUGGUGCAUUGGAGAGUAUGGGGACCUCCUGCUGGAGGGGAGCUGUGAAGAAGUAGAACCCCUUCAGGUGGAAGAAGAGGAGGUGUUGGCACUCCUAGAAAAGGUGCUGCAGUCCCAAAUGUCCCUGCCAGCCACCAGAGGAUAUGCACUCACAGCCCUCAUGAAGCUCAGCACCCGGCUUCGAGGGGACAACAACCGCAUCCGCCAGGUGGUGUCUAUCUACGGGAGCUGCUUAGAUGUAGAGCUGCAGCAGCGGGCUGUAGAAUAUAACACACUCUUCCGGAAGUAUGACCACAUGAGGGCUGCCAUCCUUGAGAAGAUGCCUCUUGUGGAGCGAGGUGGCCCUCAGGUUGAUGAGGAGGCAAAGGAAAGCAAAGAAGCAGUCCAGGUUUCAAAGGCAGCAGCCCCUGUCCCCACAGAGCCCCAGUUCUGACCCUUCUGCCCUUUCCCAUGGGCCUCAAAGCUCUUGGACCUGUUAGAUCUCCUGGAUGACACUCCUGAGGAUGCCCAGCAUCCUCCCCCUCUGGAUCCAUCCCCAGGAGGUACCUUAGUACACCUCCUUGACCUUCCCUGUGCAUUGCCACCUCCAGCUCCCAUUCCAAAUCUCAAAGUGUUUGAGCGUGAGGGAGUACAGCUCAAUCUGUCUUUCACUCGACCACCUGGAUCCCCUGCUUUGCUUUUAGUAACCGUCACCACCACCAACUCCUCAGAGGGUGAUGUCACCCACUUCAUCUGCCAGGCAGCUGUGCCCAAGAGUUUCCAGCUGCAGCUGCAGGCCCCCAGUGGGAACACAGUUCCAGCUUGGGGCGGCCUCCCCAUCACCCAGCUCUUCAGAAUCCUCAAUCCUAACAAGGCCCCCUUGCGGCUAAAGCUGCGCCUGACCUACAACCACUUGGGCCAAUCGGUACAAGAGAUCUUUGAGGUGAACAACUUGCCUGUGGAAACGUGGCAAUAACUCUUCUCUGCCUGAAAUCCUCCUGCAUCCCAAAGCCUGUGAUCCUAGCAGUGGGGAACCAACUCUGAGGGCUACCAGCAGAUGGCACCCUGGUUCUGCAUUAAUCACUGCAAAACUGUGGGUCUGCUCCCCUCCCCCACAAAUAAUGGCAGCCAAAUAAAGCCCGAGGGGGGCAUAAAGCCAUAAUCUGGGUA
Molecule: messenger RNA, 2984 nt
Organism: Ictidomys tridecemlineatus (thirteen-lined ground squirrel)
Lineage: Eukaryota; Metazoa; Chordata; Mammalia; Rodentia; Sciuridae
Gene: Ap1g2
Product: adaptor related protein complex 1 subunit gamma 2
Biological process (GO): vesicle-mediated transport; intracellular protein transport
Cellular component (GO): AP-1 adaptor complex; membrane coat; Golgi apparatus
Source: RefSeq, a predicted model, not a curated record